Messenger RNA from Bolinopsis microptera, 1651 nucleotides. RefSeq names its product protein CBFA2T3-like. The coding region runs from base 1 to 1332 and encodes 443 amino acids. Gene Ontology annotation, biological process: negative regulation of DNA-templated transcription; DNA-templated transcription. NCBI's taxonomy places the organism in Eukaryota, Metazoa, Ctenophora, Tentaculata, Lobata, Bolinopsidae. Gene Ontology annotation, cellular component: nucleus. The record is from RefSeq and is a predicted model, not a curated record. The transcript has 8 exons. Gene Ontology annotation, molecular function: transcription corepressor activity.
AUGAAACCAUUCCUCUCUGAAACUCAAAUGCAAAUCAUCGUGCAAUCUCUUAUCAUCAGUUCCCUUGACUACUGUAAUGCACUUUACUUUGGAGCUAAUCAUUCUGUUUUGAAACAGCUACAAUCUCUGCAAAACAGAGCAUGCCGCUUAGUCAAAGGUCUAAAGAAAAGAGAAGAAGUUGAUCCCUACAUAAAAGAACUUCAUUGGCUCAAGGUACAAGAACGUAUUGAAUUUAAAAUACUCCUGUUAACUUUCAAACUGCUCCAUGGGCUAGCACCUUCAUACCUGUCAAACCUUGUAAAGUACAAUUCCAGUGGUGGAAGAGAUGUGUCUCUUCAUUGCCCCAUAAACAGUCCACCUAGAGCCUUCUCUUCAUCUGCUCCAAGAUUAUGGAACAAUCUUCCUCAAGAAAUCAGGAAAUGUGUAAACAUCAAGGACUUUAAGGGAAAACUUAAAGCUCACCUUAUGAAAAUGCCGGGGCCUCUUGAUGAAACUGUAAGCUGUUACUUUACACUUGCUCGACCUCUAGCAAAACUGAAACGACUGCUUACGACAAUACAACAAACUGCAAACAAUAUCAGUCCUCAGGUGAGUGAAAGUGUGCAGACUCUGAUUGUCAACUUAGUAAACAAUGUAGUCACACCCGAAGAUUUCCAAAACGAAGUUCAGAAUCAGAUACAGUUUUCUCUUAAACAGUUUGUGGUGCCAUUCCUCACAUCAACUUUACCUUUACUGCAAGAGGAGAUACAUGGCUGCAGAAAACAUGAAAUGGGAUUAGAUAACGAGAUAGGUGAGAAAGUAGAAUGCUCCAGAAAAAGGAGUGCUCCAGUAUCACCCAUAUCAAGCAGGGUACUCAAGCAGCCCUGCUUACCUCCUAGCAGCAAUAAAAUAACAAUCAAGCGAGCUCUGCUCAUCAGUUCCUGUUUAAAGAUCUUGAGCCACGAGUUAGAGAAAGAUCUAACAAAAUUGAAAGAAGAUAAUGUUACAGAGGAAACUGCGGAUUUAGAUUUAACUAACGAAUUGAACAUACUGACAUCUCUACUCUCUUGUCUCAGCGAUUCAGAACACACACAAACGAUCAUAUCAGAAGUGAAGACCCUUUUGAAGACGGUGUGUGAAGAGAGUGUGGAGCGCGCUCGCGCGGACUUAACUGCACAGUCCGACGACAAGGACCAAUCCUGUUGGAACUGUGGCCGAAAGGCGUCAGAGUCAUGUAGUGGGUGUAAAGAUGCUAAAUACUGUGGGACGUUCUGCCAACUAAAACAUUGGGAAGCUCACCAUAAAACUUGUAAAACUGAAACUUUAAACAGUAAUGAUGAGGACUUAUCUUAAUUAAUAUUAAGGACGUGUUUUGGAUCAUGACAUUUUGUUCAGCCAUACUAGACACAGCCAUUAAACAGUAAACACUGAAUUAUACAUUGGAACUUAUGUCGUUAAAAAGUACCAAAUUUGUGAUUUUGAAUAUUAUAUUAAAUUAUAUUAAACAUAUUUGAAUAAUGUGAUAUGUAGACCUGACACUUUUAAAUUAGUUCUAAAACAAAAAUUAGCGGUUUCAACGUUUUACGAUUACACAUUUUAUCAUGGGAAAAUUUGUGUUUUCAAGAUAAUUGCAUGCAUAAAAUCAAGACCACAAUUUUAUGGUUAAUGUAGC